Molecule: messenger RNA, 356 nt
Organism: Thrips palmi
Lineage: Eukaryota; Metazoa; Arthropoda; Insecta; Thysanoptera; Thripidae
Product: cuticle protein 16.5-like
Exons: 2
Coding region: 90-308 (72 amino acids)
Source: RefSeq, a predicted model, not a curated record
GUCCAUCAAGCGGCCGGGCUGUGUAUAAAACAGCGGCUGUGGAAAGUGAGCGUCACAUUUGAGUCCAGCAGCUCAGUCUCACCACCAACAUGAACUCCUCCGUCGUCUUCCUCCUCGUGGUGCUGGCCGCCGUGGCCCAGGCCAAGCCGCAGCCCCAGAUCCUGUCGUACGCGCCGGCAGCGUACGCAGCGGCCCCCGCCUACUCCUACUCGUACGCGCCCUCCGUCGCCUACACCGCCCCCGUUGCCGCCUACGCCCCCGCCGUGGCCGCCGCACCCUACGUGCGCUCUGCCUACACGUACUACUGAGCUGUAACACCAGCCAAGCCCGCUUUUGGUUAUCAAACCUGACUCAUG